Trichophyton benhamiae CBS 112371 is the source of this 1716-nucleotide messenger RNA. RefSeq lists its product as uncharacterized. NCBI's taxonomy places the organism in Eukaryota, Fungi, Ascomycota, Eurotiomycetes, Onygenales, Arthrodermataceae. Gene Ontology annotation, biological process: amino acid transmembrane transport. Gene Ontology annotation, cellular component: membrane. The transcript has 5 exons. The record is from RefSeq and is a predicted model, not a curated record. Bases 1 to 1716 code for a protein of 571 amino acids. Gene Ontology annotation, molecular function: amino acid transmembrane transporter activity.
AUGGAGGUGCUUGAGAAGAAAGAGCCGGGCCUGGCUAUGGAUCACGGUGGCAGCGGCAAGGAAAACGAUGUUGUAUCGGACAGCACGUUGGAGACAUCGCCGGCGCUGGGAUUCUGGACGCGCAUGGGCUGCACCCCAGAGUCUUUCAAGCAGCGAACGCUCGAGGACAGACACAACCAGUUUAACCAGACGCUGAAGUCCCGGCAUCUGCACAUGAUUGCCAUUGGAGGCAGCAUCGGCGCCGGCUUGUUCGUUGGAUCGGGUUCUGCCCUGAGGGCCGGCGGCCCAGGAGCAUUGGUUAUCGACUUUGCAAUUGCGGGCAUGAUGAUGUUCAAUGUCGUUCAUGCGCUCGGCGAGCUUGCGGUUCUAUACCCCAUAUCUGGUGGCUUCUAUACGUAUUCCGCUCGCUUUAUCGAUCCUUCCUGGGGGUUUGCAAUGGGCUGGAACUACAUAUUCCAGUGGGCUAUUAUAUUACCGCUGGAACUCACGGUUGCUGCUCUGACAAUCGGAUAUUGGCGAGUCAACGUCAGCGUAGCUGUCUGGAUUACCGUGUUCAUCGUCGGCAUUAUCAUAAUCAAUCUCUUUGGCGUGCUGGGCUAUGGUGAAGAAGAGUUCUGGGCCAGCAGUCUGAAGCUGGUGUCAAUAAUAAUCUUCAUGAUCAUAGCCCUGAUAUGUGUUCUCGGGGGAGGCCCCUCGUACGGGAAAUAUAACGAGUACUGGGGCGCCAGGCUCUGGCAAGAUCCCGGAGCCUUUGCCAAUGGAUUCAAAGGCGUUUGUGCCGUCUUCGUGACCGCAGCCUUUUCUUUCUCGGGAACAGAGCUGGUUGGAUUAGCCGCAGCCGAGUCGAAAACACCACUCAAGUCCCUUCCGUCAGCAGUGAAGCAGGUGUUCUGGCGUAUCACUCUGUUUUAUAUCCUUUCCCUUGUUUUCGUGGGCCUGCUGGUGCCUUACACCGAAAAACGUCUCCUUGGUAGCGGUAGUCUGAUCGACGUGGCAGCGUCUCCCAUGGUUAUCAUCGCAAAAGACGCCGGUCUCACAGGCUUUGACAGCUUUCUCAAUGUCGUUAUUCUGGUUUCUGUGCUCUCAAUUGGCAACUCAGGCGUCUACGGUGGCUCCAGAACUCUGACUGCACUUGCUGAGCAGGGCUAUGCGCCCAAAAUGUUCCGCUAUGUCGAUCGAGCCGGAAGACCACUUGUUUCUACCGUUGCUAUGAUUCUUGUCAGCUUCCUUGCUUAUAUCAAUAUCACUGCCAGCGGCGAGGAGAUCUUCGGCUGGCUGCUAGCCCUCUCUGGUCUGGCAUCUCUGUUUACCUGGGGAAGUAUAUGCUACUCACAUAUCCGAUUCCGUGCUGCAUGGAAACUCCAGGGACACUCCUUGGAUGAAAUACCAUUCAAGGCUGCCUUUGGCGUCUGGGGGUCAUGGUUUGGGCUUAUAAUGGUCGGUCUGGUGUUCAUUGCCCAGUUUUAUACCGCUGUCUGGCCGCUUGGUGGAGGCGUGAAUAACGCAAAAGGCUUCUUCAAGACCUACCUAGCUGUUCCCGUUGUUAUUUUAUUUUGGCUGUGUGCCCAUAUCUGGAAAGGCAAAAGGUGGUUGAAACUCCGAGAUGUUGAUGUCGACGCUGGACGCCGUGAGAUCGACUGGGAGGCCCAUAACCAUGUUAUGGAAAAGAGAAGAACCGCUUCUCCUUGGAUGAGAAUCGUCUAUUUCCUUUUUUAA